CACCAGACCCCAAACGCCGAGGAAACGAGCCUUACGGUGAAUGAGGUGGUGACACAAAGGCUCUACCAGAACUGCUACUUCCCUACCAAACAAAACAUUCCAUACCCCGGAGAGACAAGGCUUAGAAGAAUUAUAUCCGCAAGAGAUCCGGCAGCACUGAGUGAGAGAACGUUCAGCACAAUGGAGGACCAGACCCGAAACCCCCAGGAUGCAGACCAUUCUUUGAAAAGGCCCUUGGAAGGAGAGCAAUUGGAACAAGCCAAAUCGGAGCGCGGUUCAGCGGAAAUCAAAAUCGAGAAAACAGAAAGCAGUAGUAUACAAUGCGAAUCAGUAGCACCGGAGCCCGAGGGACCGGCAUCGAAGCGGCUAAAGCUUGAGGAGCCCGAAAAGGCUCUCAAAGUCGAUGCACGAGACAAGGUUAAAGGAAUUGCUCUAAUCAAGCCUGAAUAUCUCAUCAAUACGUAUAGAAGGGCAGCACCAUCUCCUCCUACUCCAGACGAUGAUGCAGCUGAGGAGAGAACGGAUGAUCGAGAUAACGGGGGAAAGAAGAAAAAGAAAGAGAGAGGCCAAAACACGAAUCGCCAAUUUGGUUCGUGGUACGACGCAAUCAGAUUAUGCAACAGUCGAGCAAAUUCGCCCGAAUUUUCUCCAAAGCAUUGCAAAUUCGGAGACUCUUGCAAAUGUACCCAUGAUCUAAGAAAAUAUCUGAAAGAGGGGAAGAGGGAAGAUUUAACCACUUUCAAUGGGAAAUGUCCAGUUCUGGAGGCCAAUGGCACCUGCCAUGCUGGAUGGAAGUGUCGAUUUGUAGGAAGCCAUUCAAAGGAAAUUGAGCGUGAGGAUGGCCGGAUGGAAUUGGUCCUUACGGAUGACCUACAACAGGUGACGAGCUCGACUGAGGAGGAGGAGGAGGAGAACAGAAAAGGAGUCGUGAAUGUCGUUGGAACUAAGGACAAGCUAGAUCUGGCUAGAAGAAGGCUGACGACCGAGAAAUCAGAAAAGUACACCGAAUGGUUGGAAAGAGACACGAAGGAAAUGGAGAAGAUCUAUCACCAGAGGAAAGACGCUGCGGAAGAGGAUAAGCAAGAGAAUCGAGCCCAAUUUACGGAUCCUCCGUAUCUUCCUUCCGAGAAGAAAAGGCUAUAUUUCGGCCCAGAGACACCUGUCCUCGCCCCUCUAACAACACAAGGAAAUUUACCAUUUCGAAGGAUGUGCGUGGAAUUUGGAGCACAGCUUACUUACUCGGAGAUGGCCAUGACACUGCCUUUAAUUCAGGGUCAAAAGUCUGAAUGGGCAUUGAUGAAGGCACAUGAGAGUGAAAUCUUGCCUCCUCGGUAUACGCCCAAAUCAAUCGUUCAAGGGUAUGAUAACUCGAAGGAUUUGAAAUUUGGCGCUCAAGUGUCGGCGAGUAAGCCUUGGCAGGCAUUGAAGGGGGCAGAAAUCCUCAGUCGACUUGUACCCCAUCUACGAGUUAUUGAUUUGAACUGCGGAUGCCCAAUCGAGCUUGUAUAUCGACAAGGCGCUGGAUCGGCGUUACUUGAUGCGCCAUCAAAGCUCGAGAAGAUGAUUAGAGGAAUGAACGUGGUAUCCGGAGACAUACCAAUCACAGCUAAAAUUAGAAUGGGCACAAGAGACGGAAAGCCCACCGCACAGAAGACGAUAGAACGUCUAGCGUUCGGCGGUUAUGAAGCUCGAGAACGAUUGGGAGCCCCUGGAUGUGCUGCAAUUACUCUUCAUGGCAGAAGUAGACAGCAACGAUAUACCAGGAGCGCAGACUGGUCGUAUAUCGCGGAAUGUGCAGCAUUGGUUCAAUCAUACAACAAGAAGAAGGAUGAGAUAACGGAUACCAUCAGAGAACCAGAUGCAAGGACCCAAGCCAAUAUUCCAGAUGGAAAAAUGUACUUCAUUGGCAACGGUGAUUGCUAUUCACACGUUGACUACCUUGAUCACAUCCAAAAUGCCGGCGUAGACUCCGUCAUGGUCGCACGGGGUGCUUUGAUCAAGCCGUGGAUCUUCGAAGAAAUUGAAAAGGGGCAGUACAUCGACAAGUCGGCCACCGAGCGUCUUAGUUAUAUUGAGAAGUUUGUACGCUAUGGGCUUGAAGCUUGGGGUUCAGAUGAAGUGGGCGUUGGGCAGACACGACGGUUCUUGCUUGAAUGGUUGAGCUUUGCUUACCGAUAUGUUCCUGUGGGCAUCCUGGAUCAUCUGCCGCCCAGCCUACAGGACCGUCCCCCGGCUUACAGGGGAAGAAAUGAUCUGGAGACGUUAUUGGCAAGCGAUAAUUAUUUAGAUUGGAUAAAGAUUAGUGAGAUGUUCCUUGGUCCCGCGCACAAGGACUUCAAAUUCCAGCCAAAACACAAGUCGAACAGUUACGAGAUCGAAGCCGAAGGAUAAGGGUCGGUUAGGGGGGAGAGGGGAGUUGAGUGUCUACUGUGAUUGACUAUCAUGCAUAGAAGGCAUUUGCAAAGGGUAUAUCUACAUUACUUACAAAAUCGCCUCUGACGACUAAAGACCAAAGACAACCGACUUGGGUAAAGAGAAAAAGCCCAAAAAGCAAGUAAAUAUGGAGUGGUUAGGUAGCCGCUGAAUGAGACAUAUCUUAAGC
Messenger RNA from Amorphotheca resinae ATCC 22711, 2602 nucleotides. RefSeq lists its product as hypothetical. The record is from RefSeq and is a predicted model, not a curated record. The coding region runs from base 181 to 2391 and encodes 736 amino acids. Lineage: Eukaryota; Fungi; Ascomycota; Leotiomycetes; Helotiales; Amorphothecaceae. Gene Ontology annotation, biological process: tRNA processing. Gene Ontology annotation, molecular function: tRNA dihydrouridine synthase activity; RNA binding; flavin adenine dinucleotide binding. The transcript has 3 exons.